AUGAAAUUUGAUAAGCUGUAAUCCCAUAAUUCAUCUCCAAAAACAGUCGAAUUCACUUCAACAACUAAAUCAACAUUUAUACCUCCACCUCUUGGAUUAGAAAUUGUUACUAUGCCUAACAUUAAAAUUUUUGAUCUCUUUCUUAAUGGAACUAUUAGUGCAAAACAAAUCAUAAAAAUGGAUACUAAUGAUAUUGAUAAAUCUCCUAGAACUCCUCCUAGACGUUAAUAAACUAGACAUAAAUCAAUUAAAAAAAAUUAAUCUGACUAAAUCUUUAAUCUAGUAGAAAGAUUUUAAAGAAAAUAAUCUAUUUUAAUACCAUAAAAUCCAUAACAUUCUAAUCCACCAAAAUUAUCAAGGAAAGAAACAUUAAUGUAAUUAACAUCCAGUACAAAAGAACUCCUAUAACCAAUAUCAUAAUCUAGAUUCAGAAUACCUGUUAGAAAAUUUACUUAAAGAAGUAUAUCUGGUUGUAAAGAAGAAUAAUUAAUAAAGAGAUGUGAAAUACUUAGUGGUGAACCUUUGAAAGAAGAAGAAAAAGAAUUAUUAUUAAAAAAGGAGAUAACAGAUGAAGAUGCAUGGAGAAUGAUGAAUAUAUUUCAAAAGAAAAAAUGGUUUUUUGAUUAUGUUCACAGAAAUUUAGAUUAAUAAAAAUAACAUUCAAGUUAACAAGAAAUUAAAUAAUAAGUAUAACCUAUUUCACUAUUUUAAAAAUUAAGAAACACUGUACUUAAACAAACAGAAGUUAAAAGAAAACCUGAAAAAUAAUGUUAAGAAUAUUACAAUCACAUUUAAAAGUAUAUUUAUUAGUAAUAUAGUAUUGAAGAUUAGAUUAAAUACCAUGUAUUCAAUAGAAAUAUGCCUGAAAAAAUCAGAAAUCAGAAAAAGCCAAAUGUUAAAAUUUACAGAUCUGAAUAAGAAGUUUCAAAAUUAAAUAUCAGAAAUAAGUUUAUAGAGGCAGCAGACAAGUUUAGCAUAAAUUAAUCCAAUCCAUAAAUAUUAAAAGACUUUUUUGAAAAUGGUAGCUAAACUUGUAGAUCUUAGAAUAAAAUCUAAAAGACUAAAAUAAUCAAUAGAAAAGUUUAAAGACCAUAAUUAUCUAGAGAAAAUGAUAUUUCUCAUGAAAGUUAAGGAGAUUCAUAUAAGAGUAUAACUGAAUACAGACUCAAUGAGUUGUAUCAUGAAAGUAAAUAAAGAUAAAAAUAAUAUAAAUAAAAAUAUGAUAAUCCUUUCAUUGACAAUGGGGAUUAAUUAUAAAGGAAAGUCAAAAAUUUAGUAAAAUUGGGAAAUAUAUAGAAUACCAUUUUAAAUGUAGUUUAGUUUAAACUAUAAUAAUGA
Messenger RNA from Paramecium pentaurelia, 1338 nucleotides. NCBI's taxonomy places the organism in Eukaryota, Ciliophora, Oligohymenophorea, Peniculida, Parameciidae. The record is from the annotation of a GenBank genome assembly.